GCCAAACCCAGCCACCCACCACCACUUGUUGAGUUGAGGAGGCGUCGAAGUUCAGGGAUCCGAAAAGUGUCUUUCUCAGAUCUGGCCAUGGUGGAGGCCCCAAUGGGCACCGGGAUCGAGUACGACUACCUGAUCAAGUUCCUAGCGCUGGGCGACUCGGGCGUCGGCAAGACGUCCUUCCUCUGGCAGUACACCGACGGCGUCUUCCACUCGCGCUUCAUCUCCACUGUCGGCAUCGACUUCAGAGAGAAGCGUCUGCUGUACCGGCCGAGGGAUGCCGAGGGCGCGCCGCAGGGCAAGAGUCAGCGCAUCCACCUGCAGCUGUGGGACACGGCCGGCCAGGAGAGAUUCCGCAGCCUCACCACUGCUUUCUUCCGCGAUGCCAUGGGCUUCCUGCUGCUCUUCGAUCUGAGCAGUGAGCAGUCGUUCCUGGCCAUCCAGGGCUGGCUGGACCAGCUCAAGACGCACGCCUACUGCGAUAACCCCGACAUAGUGCUGUGCGGCAACAAAGCGGACCUCGAGGAGCGAGCCAUCACGGAGGACCGGGCGAAAGAAGUGGCCGACAAGCACGGCUUGACCUACAUCGAGACGUCGGCGGCCACCGGGCAGAACGUGUGCACCGCCGUCGACAUGCUGCUGGACGCCGUGAUGCGGCGCAUGGAGCAGGCCGCCGACCAGUCCACGCUGCCCGGCCGGCGGGGGAGGCCGGCGCCCGACGUGGCCCACAUGCAGCUCACGCCCGUGGACGAGUCCAAGUGCAGCUGCUGAUGGCGCCGCGGCGCCGGCCGAUAUCAGCGGCCGGCGCUGGGCGAGUGAUGCACGAUACCGCGUCUGGCGGCGGGCUCGCUCCGGUCGCAGCUGUACCAAGUGCAAUUAGCGCCUCCGGCCGUCGCCGGCGACCUCGAGCUAAUUGCGUGGCCCGUUGAUUUGGUGACCGAUUGGCGCCGCGGCGACCGCAGCAGGUGCGCGCCCGCGCGAUCGUGAAGCGGCGACCUCCUCCGACGCUGAUGCGGUGCGAUCUUAUCUGCCCGGUUCCCCACACGCUCGAUAGCGGAGGGGUUGCUUAACCACCAGGCGCACGGGCCCGCAGCUGCGCUAUGACCUGCCAAUCAGCGGCGCAGCUAUGAGUAACGUGGGGACAAGCGGCGAGACGUCCCCCUGGAUACCAGUGGUGUUGGUCUUGGGUCUUUUGGUUGCAAGACCGCGACAGCGACUUCCUGUUUAACGCGCUGCCGGUAUCGUAACGGUUGUUGGUUAUGUCUUCCGCGAGUUUUCUUGGGUCAGGACCAGGUCGACUGUAUGCGGCUGAGCGGCUGCUGUUUCUUAUCGAAUGGUGGUCAUGGUAGCGAGAAUGAGUUGACACGAGAAGACGUUAUGAGACGAGACGUUGCUGACUUGACAUGAGAAGGCACAGCUGCUGGUUCCGAGCCGGAGAUGCGAGAACCGCUUCCACCAAAGGCUUCAUACGGCAAUCGGUAACGAAAUCUGUAUCUGUGAAUGUCUAAUACACGUCCUGCCAGC
Pollicipes pollicipes is the source of this 1521-nucleotide messenger RNA. Its product is annotated as ras-related protein Rab-27A. NCBI's taxonomy places the organism in Eukaryota, Metazoa, Arthropoda, Thecostraca, Pollicipedomorpha, Pollicipedidae. The transcript is spliced from 6 exons. The record is from RefSeq and is a predicted model, not a curated record. Bases 88 to 768 code for a protein of 226 amino acids. Gene Ontology annotation, molecular function: GTP binding; GTPase activity.